CUAAGCAGGAAGAUAAUUAAAAAAGGUAGAUAAUAAAAAAGGGGAAUAUUAACACACAUUACGAGAGUUGGAAAGAAUGUCUACAAGAGAUAACAGUAAGCAAACUUAUAAAACUAUAGUUCCUACAAAACCUAAGUAUAUUGAGCAUAAAGUACAUCAUUACCAACAAUGUUUUAAUUGGGACUGUGGCAUUGCAUGUGUUAUGAUGUUACUUUCAUUAGAACAAAGAGACUAUUUAAAAAAGCAUUUCACAAAGAUAUGCCAUGACGAAGGAUUCCUACAGUCAACAUGGACUAUUGACCUUUGUUUUUUAUUAAAAAGAUUUGGUAUUGAGCAUUGUAUGUACACUAUUAUAAAGGGUGUCAAUAGUAGACGAGCCAUCAAUGAUGGAAUAAAUUAUCAGGCAUGUAAACGAGUACAAAUUCGGAUUUCUAAUGCCGAAGAAGUUGGAAUUUCAAUAAAAGAGAAAGAGUUAAGAAUGGAAGAGCUCUUGUCUCAUGUAGAGUGUAAUGGCCCGGCCAUUGUUUUAGUCGACUCCCCCUUAUUAAUAUGUGAUUUGUGCAAACAUAACAAGAUGAAAGCAGAGUUCAGACGUGCGUUCGGUGGUCGUUACAAAGGUCACUAUGUUCUAAUUGUGGGUCGCAGCGGGAAUAAGGUUUUGUAUCGUGACCCAGCAUUAAGCGCACGACUGUGUGCCACCAGUCCUGCCCGAUUGCAUGCAGCAAGACGAGCCCCCGGCACUGAUUUUGAUGUUAUACUUAUUAACAGAGAUUAUAGUACGUGAUAAACGAAUUUAAAAUAUAUAUGCUACAAUCUAAAUGUUAUUUUGUUAUUUUACUUACUUUUGCUAGAACUUAAUCUUUACUU
Molecule: messenger RNA, 867 nt
Organism: Papilio xuthus (Asian swallowtail)
Lineage: Eukaryota; Metazoa; Arthropoda; Insecta; Lepidoptera; Papilionidae
Product: protein GUCD1
Exons: 5
Coding region: 77-784 (235 amino acids)
Source: RefSeq, a predicted model, not a curated record